Messenger RNA from Schistosoma rodhaini, 913 nucleotides. Lineage: Eukaryota; Metazoa; Platyhelminthes; Trematoda; Strigeidida; Schistosomatidae. The record is from the annotation of a GenBank genome assembly.
AUGAAGAAUAAUAAAGAAAAAAGACAACUUCGAUUUUUAUCUUACUCUUCUUCCUCCUCCUCCUCCUCCUCCUCAUCAUCAUCAUCAUCAUCAUCAUCAUCAUCAUCAUCAUCAUCAUCAUCAUCAUCAUCAUCAUCAUCAUCAUCAUCAUCAUCAUCAUCAUCAUCAUCAUCAUCAUCAUCAUCAUCAUCAUCAUCAUCAUCAUCAUCAUCAUCAUCAUCAUCAUCAUCAUCAUCAUCAUCAUCAUCAUCAUCAUCAUCAUCAUCAUCAUCAUCAUCAUCAUCAUCAUCAUCAUCAUCAUCAUCAUCAUCAUCAUCAUCAUCAUCAUCAUCAUCAUCAUCAUCAUCAUCAUCAUCAUCAUCAUCAUCAUCAUCAUCAUCAUCAUCAUCAUCAUCAUCAUCAUCAUCAUCAUCAUCAUCAUCAUCAUCAUCAUCAUCAUCAUCAUCAUCAUCAUCAUCAUCAUCAUCAUCAUCAUCAUCAUCAUCAUCAUCAUCAUCAUCAUCAUCAUCAUCAUCAUCAUCAUCAUCAUCAUCAUCAUCAUCAUCAUCAUCAUCAUCAUCAUCAUCAUCAUCAUCAUCAUCAUCAUCAUCAUCAUCAUCAUCAUCAUCAUCAUCGUUAUGUUUUUGGUUCGUCAAUUAAAAUGUAUUGCUUAGAUGAAUUAGUAUAAUACAAUUUCUGAGUUGCUUAGGAAUUGUGUAGUCACAUUUAAAUAACGGCCUGAUGAUACGUUUGCUGAUGACAGGCGGUUUCACUUUUCUAAUAAAUGUUACGUACUGUUUGUCACAUUUGAACAAUAUGAAUAUCUUUUAAGAAGGUAGGAAAUGAUUUAAACAUUUACAAAAUUAUCAGAAGGGGGUGUUGUGGAGAUUUUAGUAUUUUUAUAUAGUUAAGAUCAUGAGUCAAUUGAAGCUAG